CAAGGCAGUGCUCGGUCACAGCCCAACGCUGGAGCAGCCUCGCGGUUGUGGCGCAGCAAAGGUUCGCAUGCUGCCGCCACGCCGUCGUCAUCUCGUCCCCGCUAGACCGGGACAGGAGCUCCCCAAGCCUCCCACAUACGACACCUCUGCGAUCUCGCCCUCACUCAAGAGACCUCGACCGCCACUCGAACGCCGUACCGUACACAGAUAGCACCUCUCUUGCUGUCACCUCGCACUACCACGGCUGCAUCGAGUACCUAACUAAGCUGUGGUGACUGUGUUCCGACCACACAGCAGGCAGCACAGGCAUCAUGUUUCGCGCGCAGUCGAACAUCUUCGACGAUGUGGUCGUCAAGGCCACGGACGAGAAUCUGACGAGCGAGAACUGGGAAUACAUACUGGAUGUAUGUGACAAAGUCGGCUCGGCAGACACCGGCGCACAGCAGGCCGUCGCGGCCAUGAUCAAGCGGCUGGCGCAUCGCAAUGCGAACGUACAGCUAUACACCCUCGAGCUCGCCAACGCCGUCAGCCAGAACUGCGGCAUAAAGAUGCACAAGGAGCUGGCGUCACGAAGCUUCACCGACGCGCUGCUGCGGCUGGCCAACGACAGGAACACGCACCAGCAAGUAAAGGCCAAGAUCCUUGAGCGCAUGGGUGAAUGGUCUGAGAUGUUCUCCCGUGACCCAGAUCUUGGCAUCAUGGAGGGCGCCUACAACAAGCUGAAGUCGCAGAACCCCGGCCUUCGCGCCCCAUCGAAACCGCAGAAGACACAAAUCUCCGAUACCGAACGCCAGAAGGAGGAGGAAGAGCUACAGAUGGCGCUCGCCAUGUCGAUACGGGAGUCCAAGGGCGCUGCCCCCGCGGCCGCAAAGUCAAAUGCUCCUCAGGACACGAGUGCAGGCGCCAGCUCGAGCUCGCAGCCUGCACCAACCCCAGCACCGGCGCCACAAGGAACCACUGCUGCAACGGUUUCGCGAGUACGCGCAUUGUAUGAUUUCCAGCCAUCUGAGCCCGGUGAGCUGCAGUUCAAGAAGGGCGACAUUAUUGCUGUGCUCGAGUCGGUGUUCAAGGACUGGUGGAAAGGCUCGUUACGAGGCCAGACUGGCAUUUUCCCGCUCAACUACGUUGAGAAGCUGCAGGAUCCCACACGCGAAGAGCUUGAGAAGGAAGCACAGAUGGAGGCCGAGGUCUUUGCCCAGAUUCGGAACGUGGAGAAGUUGCUUGCACUGCUCAGCACAAGCUCACAAGGCGGAGGCGAUGUUCGCGACAACGAUGAGAUCACCGAGCUCUACCACUCCACACUGGCCAUAAGGCCGAAGCUGAUUGAGCUCAUCGGCAAGUACUCGCAAAAGAAAGACGACUUCACACAGCUGAACGAGAAGUUCAUCAAAGGACGCCGCGACUACGAGUCUCUACUCGAGGCCUCUAUGACCCAAGCAGCACAGCCAGCAUACGGCAGCCGCCCCGCAUACGGCGCAUACAACGCGCCCCCUCCAUCGCAAUACGGUGGCUACCCCCCCGCCUCCGCCACACCGCAGCAGGACCCAACCCGCUUCUACGGCGCCGGCGCCCCCCCGUCCCAAGCACACCCACAAUACCCCCCAACCGGCUCCAACGCCCCGCCAUACCCCCCCUCCUCAACCCCCGCCUUCUUCAUGGUCCCACCCGACCAGCGCCAACAACAAACCCCCGCCCCCCAAGCCGCGCCCCCAUCAAACGCAUACACCGACCCUGCCCUGGCCCGCGUCCCCGUCGGUCGCCCGCAGAGCUACGCGCCCCAGGAACUCGCCACAGGCCACUACGACUCGCCCGUCGACGCGCGCCACUCGUUCCACGGCGCGCCGCCCGGCGCUCUCCCGGCAGCCCAGGAGUACGCGUACCCCCCUCAGCAGCAGCAGCAGCAGCAGCAGCAGCAACAACAACCCCAACCCCAACAACCGCCCCAGCAACAGCAGCAGACACAGCCACCAGGCUACCCGCCCCAGCCCCAGCCCUCGGCGCCCCCGCAGUCCUUCGACCAGCACGACGCGCACCAGGACGCCUACGCGCCGCCGCAGGCCUUUGGGUACCCUCCCCAGCAGCAGCAACAGCAACAGCAGCAACAGCAGCAGCAGCAGCAGCCGCCGAGCCAGCCGGGCUAUGCGCCGCCCGCGCCGCCGGGUGCAGUGGGUAGUCCGGCGCCGCAGGGGCAGGGCCAGGCGCCGCAGCAGGGGCAGGGGUAUUUGCCGUAUCGGCCGGGUGGGCAGGGUGGAGGGGCGGGGGCUCCGGGGGCAGGGGGGGAGGAGGGGUUUUAUCGGUAG
Boeremia exigua is the source of this 2300-nucleotide messenger RNA. Its product is annotated as class E vacuolar protein-sorting machinery protein HSE1. The transcript has 4 exons. Gene Ontology annotation, biological process: protein transport to vacuole involved in ubiquitin-dependent protein catabolic process via the multivesicular body sorting pathway. Bases 312 to 2300 code for a protein of 662 amino acids. The record is from RefSeq and is a predicted model, not a curated record. Gene Ontology annotation, molecular function: ubiquitin binding; phosphatidylinositol binding. Gene Ontology annotation, cellular component: ESCRT-0 complex. Lineage: Eukaryota; Fungi; Ascomycota; Dothideomycetes; Pleosporales; Didymellaceae.